This is a messenger RNA of Astyanax mexicanus (Mexican tetra), 7439 nucleotides long. It is a transcript of the gene tbc1d4, whose product is annotated as TBC1 domain family, member 4. The transcript is spliced from 20 exons. The coding region runs from base 710 to 4423 and encodes 1237 amino acids. The record is from RefSeq and is a predicted model, not a curated record. NCBI's taxonomy places the organism in Eukaryota, Metazoa, Chordata, Actinopteri, Characiformes, Acestrorhamphidae.
CCCCAUGAGCCGAGGAGCUGAGCGGUGGGGGAGAGGAGCCAGAGGACGAGGCAGGGCUGUUAUCAGAAACGGCCGAGACAGAGAGCAUGAUCUCCGGGAGAAAGUGAGAGGAGAGAGUCGCUGAUUUUCAGUGCUUUUCUCCGGUCAGCUCCGUCCACAGCUGAGUGUGUGGAGGAGGAGGAGAGGACUGGAUAAUUCUUCUUCUUCUUCUUCAUGCUGCUGUUUCUCUCUGGUUGAGUGUUUUGAGUGUGUGUUUUUAUGUUUACACGCCUCAGACGCCACGUUUUGGUGCCUUAUUGACUUACUGCAGAGCUUCUGAAUGGAUAAGGCUUGUUUAUUUGGUUUACAGCCUCUGGAAAAGGAUAGAAUGGACAGAAAAGACCGCAACUCCGUUUUUUCUCUGUGUUCUGCUGCAGUAAACGUGUUAGAAUAGCUAGGUUAACUUUUUUUCCCUAACUAUUCCAUGAACCAAAGCCUUGGAGAAGUCAUGAGGGGUUGAGGCUUCAGGAACAAGGCUGCUAACCUGGAGCUUCACACAUGCUGAGGGGUAUCCGUGCUUUUAAAACUCAGCAGAGAGAAGGAGAAAGAGAGAAGAAAGAAGGACAGGAGGAGGUGGAGGAGUAGCACAGCCUCCCAGGCUUGGUUUAUUUAGUCUACAACUACUUAUUCUUCUUUGUCCUUCUUUGAAGAAUAAGAAGAAUAAUAAGAGAUGGAGGGACAGGAUAAUGAAAACAAAGGGACCUCCUCCAGCAGCAGCACCGCCAAGCCCGAUAAAUGCUUCUCCCUCUGGUACCUGGGCUGGAGCUCUCUGGACCGGAGGACCACCCUGCCCAUGCUGCCCUGGCUGGUGGCGGAGAUCCGCAGGCGCGGCGAGAGGACCGAGCCCGGUCCCGCUCAGGCCCGCCAGGUCCAGCUGUCCCUCUCCCCGCCGGUCAUCCGCUGCGUGCCGGCCAACAGCAGCAACACGUCCGUCUUCAUCUUCGAGCACAAGGCGCAGUUCAUCUCGAGGUUCAUCCACAACAGCCAUGACCUCAGCUACUUCGCCUACCUCAUCCGCAGCCAGCCCGAAGACCCCGAGUCCGAGAUGGCCUGCCAUGUGUUCAAGGCUGGAGAGCCCAACCAGGUACCUGAAGUCAUCAGCAGCAUCAGGCAGGCCUCUAAAGCUGCACUGAAGGAGGACAGCAAACCCAAGCAAGAAGGAGAAGAACCUUUUUACAACUCCCAGAAGUUCGAGGUGCUUUACUGUGGCAAGGUGAUGGUCGCUCACAAAAAAGCCCCCUCCACCCUCAUCGACGACUGCAUAGACAAGUUCCGGCAGCACGAGGUGGAGCGCAAGCGGCAGCGUCUGCUGAACGGCCAGCGUGGCUCCUCUGAGACGGUGGAGUUCAUCGUCGGGGACGACCCUCUGAGUUCCUCGCUCAUUGAAGAGGCAGAAGCAGAAGCUGGGGAUCAGGCCAAAGUGAGUAAUGGGAAGCUGGGCAGCAGCCCCAGCGUGGGCAGCCUGCGUGGAGCUUUCCCUGAGUGUAUUCUGGAGGAUUCUGGCUUCGAGGAGCAGCAGGAGUUCCGCACGCGCUGCAACAGCUUGGCCGGCGGCAUGCAGAGCAGAUCGGUACAAGCGGGAGCCAAAGGACCUACUCGCAGGAGACACGCCAGCGCACCCAACAACGUCCAGCCCUCAGACGCAGACAAGAACCGCACCAUGCUCUUCCAGGUGGGACGCUUUGAGGUGAACCUCAUCAGCCCUGACAGUAAGACGGUGGUGCUGGAGAAGAAUUUUAAAGAUAUCUCCUCGUGCUCUCAGGGACUGAAACAAACCGACCACUUCGGCUUCAUCUGUCGAGAGGCGGUAGAGUCUGGAUCCAGCCAGUACUUGUGUUAUGUGUUCCAGUGUGCCAGCGAGUCUCUGGUGGAUGAGGUGAUGCUGACCCUGAAGCAGGCCUUCAGCACAGCUGCUGCUCUGCAGAGCUCCAAGACGCAGGUUAAACUGUGCGAGGCCUGUCCCAUGCACAGCCUGCAUAAGCUCUGCGAGAGGAUUGAAGGUUUGUACCCUCCCAGGGCAAAGCUAGCCAUUCAGAAACAUCUCUCCCUGCUGAGCGAUAAUGAGCAAGCAGACAUCUUUGAGCGAGUGCAGAGGUUGAAGCCAAGUUCAGAUCAGGAGGAGAACGAGCUGGUUAUUCUUCACCUCAGGCAGCUGUGUGAGACCAAGCAGAAGACCCACGUUCAUAUUGGGGAAGCUCCUCAGAAUACCUCCAAUAACACUGCCUCCGACACGGCGGCUGGACGGAAUAAGCUGGACGUGCUAAAGAACAAAGCCCGCAGCUCUCUCACCAGCUCUCUGGAGAACAUCUUCUCACGGGGGGCUAGCAGAAUGCGCAUGCGCCUGGGAAGCAUGGGCAGCUUUGAUCGUCAGGACGAUUCUCCCGGCGACUCACCUCCAGGGACCCCUCCAGGUUAUUUGGAGGAGGACCCUGAUGCCCCUCAGUUCCGUCGGCGGGCACACACCUUCAGCCACCCGCCAAUCAAGAAGAGGAUCUCUUUCACAGACGCCCCGACCCAGGCCAAAGCCCCCCUGCGCAGGCAGCACUCUGUCGCUCCUGAGCUGCUUCAGAGCAGCCCCGUCAACGUCACAAGACAGCGCAGCGUGUCUGAGGGCGAGUCCUCCUUCAGCCUCCCCUCCUCCUUCAGCACUUCCACUUUCCUGAAAAGUAUUUACCAGGGCUCGCUCAGCUCGCUGGCCUCCCUGCCGGACAGCGCCAGCCCAAAGAGUAAUGGAGAGGGCAGGAAGAGGACACUGUCUGGCUGCAGCAGUGACUCGCUGGUGGUCGUGACUCCACGCAGAGUGUCCUGGCGUCAGAAGAUCUUUCUCCGAGUGGCCUCGCCCAUGAACAAGGCUGCGGCGUCCACGGCUGACAUGGAUGGCCAUGAGCUGCUGCCACUCUCUCCUUGUGCCUUAGACCCCAGGCAGGACGCUCUGGCUGGACUGCUGCCCUCAGAGCAAAGCACAGGAGGAGAGACAGGCUGUCGCACUCCAGCUGAUUACAGAGCACUAUGGAAAAAAGCCAUCCACCAACAGAUCCUUCUUAUUCGCAUGGAGAAAGAGAACCAGCGACUGGAGGCCAGUCGGGAUGAGCUGCACAUUCGGAAGAUGAAGCUGGACUAUCAGGAGGUGGGUGAGUGUCCUAAGGAGGUGCAGGCUCUGUGGGAGAGGAAGCUGAACGUGCCCUGCAGGACCAAGGUGCAGUGGGACAAAGAGGAGAUCCACACCCCACUCUGCCAAGGUGUGCCUAAGGGUCGUCGUGGGGAGGUGUGGCUGCUUCUCUCUCAGCAGUAUCGUCUGCGUCACCGCCUGCCUCAGCGACAGCAGGCUCCUGACACGCCUUACCAAGACCUACUGAAGCAGCUGACCGCCCAGCAGCAUUCAAUCCUGGUGGACCUGGGUCGCACAUUCCCCACACAUCAGUAUUUCAGCACUCAGCUGGGCGCGGGUCAGCUGUCCCUCUACAACCUGCUGAAGGCCUACUCCCUGCUGGACACGGAGGUGGGAUACUGCCAGGGCAUCAGCUUCGUGGCGGGUAUUCUGCUGCUGCACAUGAGCGAGGAGCAGGCCUUCGACACGCUCAAAUUCCUCAUGUAUGACCUGGGCCUGCGUCGCCAGUACAGACCCGAUAUGAUCUCCCUGCAGAUUCAGAUGUACCAGUUGUCACGGCUGCUGCACGAUUACCACCGUGGCCUGUACUCACACCUGGAGGAGCACGAGAUCAGCCCCAGCCUGUACGCCGCGCCCUGGUUCCUCACGCUCUUCGCCUCGCAGUUCCCUCUAGGCUUUGUGUCCCGCAUUUUCGACCUGCUGUUCGUCCAGGGCACGGACGUGAUCUUUAAGGUGGCGCUGUGUCUGCUGAGCAGCCACGAAGGAGAGAUACUGGAGUGUGACAGCUUUGAGUGCAUCGUAGACUACCUUAAGACCACCAUUCCCACCCUGUCACAGAAUCAGAUGGAGGAGACAAUCACUAAGGCUUUAGAAAUGGACAUUUCCAAGCAGCUGCAUGCCUAUGAGGUGGAGUACCACGUUCUGCAGGACGAGAUGAUGGAUGCUCCUCAGACGCUGUCAGAAGACUCUGAUAGGCUGGACAAACUGGAGAAGACCAAUGCCCAGCUGAAGAAGCAAAAUAUGGAGCUGCUGGAGAAACUACAGGCGGCGCGGGUGAAGAUCCAGAGUUUGGAGACCAGCGUGGAGAGCUUUCUGGCUCGCGAGAGUCAGAUGAAGCACCUGAUUCGCUCGCUGGAGCAGGAGAAGACGUCCUACCAGAAGACCAUCGAGCGCAUGCGCAGCAGCCUCCCGCAGGACUCGGCUGCAGAAGUGGAGAUGACCCAGCUGAAGUCCGGCAGCAACGGCAAAACCAAAGCAGCCAGCAAGAAGCCUUGAUUCGGCAAACGAAUCCACAGUGUAAAGAGUCGAUUCAUUUGAGACGUUUGAGACGACCAUCAUGUGUGUUCUGAUGGUUCUCUCAAAGCUCGCAGCAUUUAUGGGCUGAUGAUGAGAGUUCACACAUACUGUGGAAGCUUGGGUAUCCACUGUGAUGAUCAGGGCUAGAGUUGGAGCUAUGGGAGGGUAGCCUAGCCCCUAGCCGUGUAGCCUUCUGAAAAAAAAAAAAAAAAGAAGCAAAAAACAAUUUUACUUCCAUGCCGAUAAAGCAUGGAAAGGAAAGACUGCUGCAAAGGAAAUAGCGAGUGGGAAAUGGAAAUGGGAAUAGGAAGUCUGCGUCUGCUUGUGUCACAUUUGCUCUGAUCCGAUUUGUUCACUUCAGGACUUCAGGUGCAGAAGAAGGUGGCUUCCCUAAGUGAUAAGAACAGAAAGGAAGCGUUGCAGCGCUACAGCCUGUGUGGAUUCGUGAAUUUGAAAAUACUUGAAAACGAUACGAAUGUAUUUUCUUUCCAAAGAUCAGUGAGACUCGCGGCUGUGGGCGUACUGAGGAGCGCUGCCCUGAUGUCGACGUAUGUUAUGGGAGCGCUUUUCUUCAUUUUUAUAUAUAUAUUUUUUCUUUUCGUCUUUUCGCUCUCGCUGGAGAGCUUCUCCUGAUGAAAUGCAACAAAAGGGAGUGUGACUCAAUCAUCCCGAGAAACCAAAAUAUUUAGGCCGUCAAAUCGACACUGUGCUGAAAGAGCUUAACCCAAAGUUCAAGCAGGAAAUGAAACCGUCUCUGAGUUUCCGCUGUGACUUAGCAGUGUCAUCCAAAUUUAACCUGCUCUCCAGAACUCCUACGCCUAUCUGGCACUUCACCUGUUACUGAAUGUACUUCAAGGCGAAUCAUUCAUCACGUCAAAAGAGACGAAAAAAAAAAAAAAAAAGCAAGCAAGUCUGCUGUUGCGUUAGUUUUGCAUACUGCUCUCUCUCUCUCUCUCUCUCUCUCUCUGUCUCUAAUCUGUGUGUAUGUGUGUGAGAAACGUCUGUUUGCGAAGCUGAUUUCGAUUAUGAGCAUAUUUCAUACACCGUAUACAAAUACUACAGAAACAAAAUGCAGAAAUGCAGAAACAAAACAAAAGCUCGCUUGACCCCAAAUGAAAUUUGUCUUUCGUGCUGUGUGUAACUCCAAACUCCAAAAUUGUGCUUGACAUUUGCACAAAUAUUAUUGUUAAAUUAUGCUUAGCGCCGUGUGUCUCAGUGCGUCCGUGCAGGGCUCUGACUUCUCGUAACUCCCCUCUUAUGUGUCUUAUUUGCUGAAAGAAAAAAAAACCCAAAAAAUUAAAAAGCCUCUUGCGUCAGAACUUAUCCGUCAACGAAGCCUUAUAAGUGAUUUAUGCAGAUUAUUUCACGCAUUGUUAAUGAACGCAGGCUAGCUGGUGAAGCUAUGCAAAAUGCCGCGCACUUAAUUUGCAAAAAAAAACUUGUUGUUUUAAUCCCUGUUGAUAAAAAGUACUUCAGUUAUGUGCAGCUUGCCUGAGAAAAGGACCCUCCAGCUGCAGCCAUGUCGGUGAAGUGCAGCUAUUUAACAUGGAUUGAGUGAAUCUGUGUAAAGCUCCCCAUUCCCUCUGCCCUAAAGGGUGUGAUAAGUACGACAUUUUUGUAUUAAAAUGUCAUGAAAUAUUAGGAGAAAUGAAUAUUGCUUAACAUUUUGUAGGUGUGGAGUGGGAUUAGUUGAUUUGUAUGCUGGCACUUCAGCUUCUGUCUUGAUUAAGGUGGCUGUUUUUUGUUUUAUCUCUUUAUCUUUUUGUACGAUGGCUGUCUGAAGCAAUAUACAGGUUUCUCCUGUAGUACUGAGGUCAAUCAAGAAAUCAAGAUAUGCAGAUUACUCUAAUGUUGUUCAGAUGUUUUUUUUUUUUUUUUGUAAUUUCUCAGUUUUCCAUAAGUGUAAUUCCCGUCAAGCUGUGUGACCAGGUGAGAACCAUUAACAUGCAGAUGAUUGAGUAAAACAUGGUUAAACAUGAUGGGUCACGUUGUGCUGUUAUUAAAGCAGCUUAAAGCAGCUUAAUGUACAGAGAACCAUAAAGAGUGAUGUUCCAUACUGGUGAUUCAAGUGUGUAUUUAGUAGUAUGAGAGAGUAGGAAUGAGUUAACCAGUUAAAACUUGAUCUAAACAGUCAGUGUAAUGUUUAUUAAGUAAAUUUUCAGAUUUUUCGUUUGAGGCUAAAUGCGAAAAUAGAAAAUUGGGUGUAAAAAACAGUAAAAACUCAUUAUUUCAUUUGUUAUAUAGUGCAGUGUACAAGACAUUUAGUUUUCAUACAUUUUUCCAAUUGUAUUUUAUGUUUUUUUAUUUUUAUCUCUGCCCCUUGCAAUUGUGAUUUCAGGAAAAAAAUGAAUAUUUUCUUUAUUUUCUGAUUUUUAAAUUUGGUUUUAAGUUGAAUUAUGCCAUCAGAUUUGUGUUACAAGAUACAAAAAUGGACAAAUCUGACAAUCGAAAUCUUGAAAUUCUGUUUGUGAAAUAAAAUGAAUGAAAUGAAAAACUUGAUAAUUGAAAAAUUGGAUUAAACCCCAUUUCUUCUUCAUUCUGGAUUUAGCUUGAUACAGAAAAUUAAACUUCUAAACGUUAGACUGACUCUAAACUCAUCUCCAUCACAUUUUACAGGACUUUCACAGAGUUAUAUUCUAUGGACAUUUGGGAGAAGCUGUCCAGGCUUUUUUUUUUUUUUUGGCCAAUAAUAUACAAAUCUGAUCCAUCCGUCCUGAUCUGUGUUCAUGUGGUUUCUUUUUUGAGUUACGUCCACUGUUGUAUUUCCACAGUCUGAAUCAUUGUAUGAUUUAGGUGAUUUACUGAUUAUUAGGGAUGCACUGAUACUGAAAUUGUAUGCGAUCCCUUGGACUUGGAAUUCUAGCCACCCACUGCCCUGUCCACUGUGGGUGAGAAUGCUAAUGCUAAUGCUUCUGAGAAGUAUUCACUUUAAAAGUGAUGCUGCACAUUGAGAAAUGUCUCAAUCAGAUGGAUAAUUAAAGUCAUCUUGCUAUGA